GGUGGAGGGUUGGAAGGCGGGACCAGGCCGGGUCAGGGGGUAGGGCUGAUGACAGGGGCCGUAGUGGAUCACAGUGGAGUGACCCCUCCCCAUAGAGGAGCAGAAAGACAUGAGGGACACAGACGGCAUCACAGACGGAAGCUGUACUCACCUGCACAGGUUUGUGCACAGGAAAGUCAGUGGUUGGACAGUGUAUCUCUGCUGAUAAAGGACUCAUUUGAAGGAGAGAUGCUGAUGAUUGACAACCUCUCUGGAUCUGUCUUCCAUCACUACUCCUCUACCUCUUCUCCUGUCUGGAAGGACUACAAGGGAAAUCUGCAAGAGAUCCGAUUGGCUGAGGUGGAGCAGGCGUCUCUGAUGUCAGAGCAGCUGUCUGACAAGUCGUCAUCACCGGCCCUUCCUGAUGAUCUUAGUCUGGACGACCACAGUGACUACCAGCUACUGGUCAGGGACGGCAAGGAGGAGAGAGGGAGCAGUGACUCCCACAGUUCUGAGGAUUUGAGGGGGAUUCAGGCUGGGUGUGGAGGGCGUUGGGGGCACGGAGGUUCUCGACCCCACAGCAGAGGCCCUGAAGAUGGGGUAGGAUUCCUGCUAGAGGUGGGCGUCCAGCCCCAGUUCCAGAGCCAGUCUCUCCAGUUCCUCCACCACAACAGAGAUGGUGAUGGCCAUCACAGUGACCAGGUUGGCAGUGUUGGAUGUAGAGGUUCCUCCUCUCCUCUCUUCCAUCUCCCCGUGGAGUUCUUUCACCCCACCACAGCCACAGCGGUCCCCCCACCCAUCCCCAAGACCGGGGUAGAGCCAGGGGCGAGAGAGGCAUCCAGGCUGCCUUCCCCAGCCUCCUGGGCCUCUCUGCGCUCCCCAGGGGCCAACAGCAGGGUCCUAGACUCCCCAGGGGCCAACAGCAGGGUCCUAGACUCCCCAGGGGCCAACAGCAGGGUCCUAGACUCCUCAGGGGACAACAGCAGGGUCCUAGACUCCCAGCACCUGUCCCACAGUGACUCGUCCCUGGCCACAGGCAGCUCCGAGGGCAGCCUCCAGACCACCCUGGAGGAAGGUCUCAGCUUUAGCGUCUCCCCCCCUCGAGGAGACCUGGGACUCUCCCUGGCCCUGCCUCUUCUCUGCCCUCUCCCCCUCCCUCACCUCGACGAACCCCGACAAACCCCCAGAUCGCUGGGUCACCCCUCAAUGAGAGGCUGCAGUACCGCAUUCAACCUCCAAGCCACUAGAGGGCACCAGAGGAGCCAGAGCAGCUGUGGCAGCAGCACCAGUCCCGGCUGCCCAAGGCAAGACUCUAUGGACCCUUCAGAUGACGAUUGUGGGAUAGGAACAGGAGGCGAAGGAUCCAGUCAGGCUUUUAACAGCGAACAUUUAUCAGAGACACUUAGUAGUUUGUCUCUGACGUCACUGCUGUCACCUAGCUCCCUGGCACCCCCGCUGGUGAAAAAGUGUAAUAGCACUGGGAGUUUGGACCAGGCAAAUCUUUCUGUCAGGAAUAAAGAUGGACAACAGUACUAUGAGAUAGAUGCUCAUGGGUACCUCACCAACCCUUGGACUGAGAAGAGGGGUGGACAGGAAGGGGAGACGGGGUUUGGAGUUAAAAGUACGAGUCAGAUGAUGGAUGCCGGCUCGAGGAAAAACAGAUGAAACUUUAUCUAUCGGUUGGAACUUUUUUUUCUUCUCAAGAGGUUUUUGAUUGAUAUCUGUUCAGUGAACUCAUCUCCUCCCUCUUUCUCUCUCUCUUUUUCGUCAGUGAGGUGUCCAUGUUCUCAUCUUUCCAUGACGAUUGGGUGAAAACUGAAGCUGAGGGAUUGGUAUACAUUUUGUGGAGGAUUACAAUGACUUCUGGGUAAUGGAGUUUAAUCAAGGCAUCUCAUUUUCUGAGACAUAGGGAUAUUCUUUGAGAGGACUACAGCAAUGACAGGACCCUUGAAAAACAUGCUAAUUCUGGGCUUGCAUGGAGCAUAGUCACCCUCAUCCAUACACCCAAAGAAAAGCAACAAAAAAAAGUACCAAAAUGUGAAUUUCGUGUGAGCGUUGUCGGAAACAAUGAUGAAACUCCAAACAGUGAUGAAACUCCAAAAGAAAACGAUUGGGUUCUCCUUGACUAACAGGGCUAGCUUAGCUUAGAGGCUAAUGCUAACGCUCCUGUGACUGACAACAGGGCUAGCAUAGCCCAGUGGCUAAUGGUAGUCUAAUGCUUUUGUCCUCUUGAAAAAAGACAAUGCUUAUUAUUAAGAUAAGCAGAUUGUAGUCCUUUCGAUGAGACUUUGUACAGAGUUGUUUUUUUUAAUUCACAUCUAUAAGGUAGCAUUGAUUACCAACUUUUCCUUUUAGCAAACUAACAUUUGAUAGGUGAAAGAAAAUCAAGGUUGCAUAUUUGAUGGGUUUUCUAAUUAUAAAACAAAUUGGAUCUGUAUGAAUGCAGAUGUGUCCCUCUGUGUGUGUUAGGGUGAGAUAUAAAGGCUAAUCUAGAAAUACUAGAAAUAGCAAAAGGGCCCCUUUGAAUGGGAAAAAAAAAUCAAUAUGUGAGAGCUAUAGUGAAGAGACGUGGGGAGUGAAUGAGAACAUAUGCGGUACCAUAGAGGAAUAGGCCAUGUUCUCAUGAAUCCCCCAUGAACCAAGGGCUUCAGAGAAGAUGAUGCUCUCCUGUCCCUACUGGAUAGGUGCACCAUAUUCAAUGAGAGAUCGAGAUCGGACGCCAUCUUGGUUGGUGAAACACAAAGUAAAACGAAGUCAGGGUCAGUUUCACAAAAUGUCCCUUGUUGACAUUUGUGCAGCGUUGUGUAUCGACGUUUUGACGGAAAAUUGUAUACCUCAGAUGGAUUACAGAAAACACUGAAGUGGAUCUAUAAAAUAUUUUUUGCAACGCUCACACUCAGAUGGUCACAUAAAUACACAAGCGCACACACACCACAACCACAAAGAUGUCAAAGAUGUCGGCUUAACUGCACUGUUUUGGUUUUUCUUGAAGACAGGAAGAGAUCAGAGAGGAACAAAUCUCUCACUCGAUCGCUCGUCGUCCAACUUAUCCUCCUUUCAUUCUUUCUCAUUAUCCGUUUGAAUUAAAGGGGCACUCCACUAUUUUCUAACCUCAUAUUCAAUAUCUCCAUGUGGACACUGGCAUGUUGCAGGGAGGACAUUAGGAAUAUCAGGUUAAAUAAGUAGCGAAGUGCCACUUUAAAAAACCCAUGUUGGAAAAGCCCGUUUAUUUAACAUAUUAUUUCCCCCGUGUAUGAGAUAUGCAAUAUUUGAAGCAUACAGAUAUAUAUGACACAGGUAUAGGUAGAAGAUAGGCAAGAGGGUUCAAAUAUAUUGUUAUUAUGUAUUACAGUAAAAUGUCAAUAGGCUCCAAUGAGAUUGAAAUCUCAUUCAAUUACGAUGUGUUAGAAUGUCUGUGUAUUCCAAGAUGGUAGGGUGAGGAUGUCUUUUGUUCUUGUCUUUUCCCCCGCCCCCUAAGUUGCAUGUUGUUAUUCUUUUGUCAAAUGUCAUUUUAGAGUCAUAAAAGUGGAUUAGCUUCUUAACUUCCGCAGAUUCUUGAUUCUUUAACAUGGUGACUUGUCCUAUUUAUAGGACGCGUCAUCAUUCAUUUGAAUGUCGGACCCUUUUCAUCUUCCCAUGUUAACCGUUGAACCUUUUCGUGAGGCACCCAAAGUCUCAUUCCCUCCCAAAUGUUAAUCGAUUACGUUACUGAUUCGUCAUAGUAGCAGUUGUGUGGGAACCCUAGCAAAUGAUAUCUCUGUUUCAAUGCAUAAUUCCUAGUGAUGACUUAAUGAAAGGUAUACUCUUGCACAGGGGAUGUUGUAUGUUUUGAUUGUGAGGACGAAGUGCAGGUUUGUUAGUGCUGCCUACAUGUGUAUGUCAUUUUGAGAGUAGAUUUGUAAGGAUAGAAUAUCACAAUUAGAAAAGAACACAAACCCAACCCGUGUAUUCAUGCAUAUUCAUCAGUGUCAAUGUUGAACUCUAUAUCUGGCGUUCUUCUUCUCUCUCGCUAAACAUAACGGGCUCCAAACUACUCCAGCUAUUUAAAAAGCCUUCUUCAUUUACCUUGGGCCUUCCUCUUGGUUGUUCUAGCUCAACAAACAGACAGGCCAAGUCAGAGACAUAAGCUAAAAGAUAAUCAAAUCAAACAGGAACUUCAGUGUCUCUUAGGACCCUGACGUGUGUGUGUGUGGAAACAAGUGUAAUAUCUUUGACAAAUAUUUGAAAUGAGAAACCGUGGGUUUGGCACUUGUAGUUGGCUUCAGAUUUAAUCACUUGGUCCACACAAAUAUAAAUGUCAUGUCGGUUACUUUAAAAAAACAGCAGAUUUUUCUUUGCCGGCUUUUUAAAGCCCCUUAUCAUUCCAUGAUGCUAACACCAUGUUAAAAUACAAACUUGACAAGACUACAUAUGUUCAAACAUAUUUUGUUCUCAGACAUUUCAAAAGAUUUGUGGCCAGAAGAGAUGUUUUUUACUACAAAAGGCUGCUAUUCAACUAACUGGCUGUUUAGUAAGCCUUUGAAACAGUAUCUGAAAUGAACACAUCUCUUAUCUCUUCACGUCAGAUUAGAUGCUGUUUAGUCUCACAGAGAUAUAUCAGAUGACAGUUUAUCUUCUCUUUUAUUUUCUCCCCUCUCUUUCCUCUGUUUUUCAUGUCCUGCUGUCUUCAGAGCCGUGUCUCACUGUUUAGUGUCUUAAAUGAUGAACCGUAGCAUCACAGUCUUCCUCACACAGCUUCUAACACUAGAGUGUGUUUGACAUCUAUAAGUAUUAAAGAGAAGCGUAUGACUCUUAGCAGCAGGUAUGUUUGUCUGCUUGAAUGUGUGUGUGUGUGUGUUUGUGAAUGCUCGUCCCUCUGCCCGAAAUAUGGCCUACUACACCAUUGUAGGAAACGGCUUCAAUUGAAUAAAAAAAAUAGAUGUAUGAAAGUCAUUGAUUCUAGUCACAAUCUUUCCUGUGGGUUUCUUGGUAUUCAGCAGCAACAUGCACAUUAUCAGCUAGCCUAGCUUAGCUUAGCCUAGCCUAGCCUUCAUUCAAACACUAUUAAGUGCUAACAACACUAGCUUUCUGUGACUGGGUUUCAUCCUCUAAGUUUGAAAGGGUUUUUAACAUCAAUCUAUGGUUGCGUUGCAAAUGGCCCUCUAUUCCCUAUAAUACCCUGAGGUUAAAAGUAGUGCACUAUAUUGGGAAAAGGGGGCCAUUUGGGACAAGUCUAACACUUGUAGACCUGGGGUUUACCUCCAUUGGAGAGAACCAGACUGAUCAAAAAGCACACGCACUCACACACGCACGCACGCACAUGGACACACACGCACACACACACACACACACAUACAGACACAAACACACACAGCUUGAUACGCUGGUACACCUGCGGCUCCCUCCGCCCCCUGGAGAGAACCUGUCUGAUCAAAAGACUGCUUACGCGAACAGGCAUUUAACCACUAACACACAGCUGUCCACAGCAAUCUACAAGCCCUUGAUGUACUGUACUCACAUUCUAUUGAAUUAGAUGAAGACAGAGAGACAGACAGAGAGACAGACAGAGAGACAGACAGAGCAGCACAAAGGUUACUAGGUGUGUUUGAUCAGACUAACACAAGAGAAGGAAGAAUAGAAAUGAAUAGGAUGAAUGAGAGUGAAAGGAUGGUGAUGG
Molecule: messenger RNA, 5635 nt
Organism: Salmo salar (Atlantic salmon)
Lineage: Eukaryota; Metazoa; Chordata; Actinopteri; Salmoniformes; Salmonidae
Source: RefSeq, a predicted model, not a curated record